UAACAUGUAAACUCGUAAACGGAUGUUCGAUGGAUUGUAAGACACGCGAAUCGAGUGUCGUUGAAACGAGCUUCGACCAAUACGAUUUAAUACGAUAUUGUAUAAACUACGAAAUACCAUACUUUUAUUUUUCAUCGUGCUGACUAAACACGCAGUCCAUCUAUACGUAGAUUCCUAAUCGUGUACAAUUGUCGUGUGUCCUGCGUGGAUUUGACGCGCGAUUCGCCGAACCAGACGUGCGAAUUAACGGCCGUGGUUGGCGUUGAAACGUGACUUCGGAUGGGCGGGCGCGUUCACGGACGCUUACGGUCAUCAACGACAAAGGCUUGGUCGCGACGCGGCGCAUCCCGGUGCAUCGGUGCUUAUCGCUCCACCACAUACCGCGUGUAAUUAGCGGUAUACGCGAGGUUAUGGAAAUUCUAUGACUCAAAAGCUUACGACUUGACGAAUUUUAUAAAUAGAAUACGCGAAACCGACUAUGCGACAGCGAGCUAUCGGCGGACGGUUAUCGUACGCCGAAUAAAAUUUGCUCAUUUCCGGUGAAUGGAGAACGCUGUGACGUUGAAGAGCUGGAAGAUGAAGCUGACGUUAGAUCGUGUGCAUUUCACUGACGAUUUCAUGGUUUUCGCGCUUCGUGUACGAGCAGCAAAGAGCUGCGGGAAAGAGGCGAGUCGCGGCGAAUAGUACGAUGACGCGAUGCACGAUUAGACGCGUCCUUCGACUUACGUAACAGUGAUUUUACACGCGCUCGGUUUCGUUGUUUACUCGCGUCAUUCUGCUUUUCCUGGAAUACGCGGUUUAAUCCCUAACCGAGUCUCGUGACGAACGAUCAAUGAACCGAUACGUCGCGAAAAGAGACUCGCAUCUACUGUUAGCACGUUGCGUUUUGUCUCGACGUUACAGAUCAGCUCCAUGGAAAAGACGAUUUAGAACGUUCACGAAAUAUCCGGACGAAUGUGUCAUCUAAUCAUCGUAUUUUGUCAUUAGGUGGUAUUGACAAAGUCCGCAAUCUCUUAGUUGUCAACCUAAUAUGUUGGAAAUUUAAUAUAAUGGCUUCGCGUUGGAAAGCUUCUCCGAAAAACUAACAAUUUUCACUUACGCUCUUUCGGCUGCUAGAAAAUUAUUAACGAAGGAGGUGACCAUGCUUCGGUUCAGACGGGAAUUUUGUGCGACGUUGCUGCUACUGUGCGUCUCAAGAAGCACGCGCCUCUCCGCGUCUUUGGCAGACGCUGAACCUGUUUUGAUACGACCGCUCAAAGUCUACGAGAGUUUGAUCAAGGGUGUUCACGAUCACUUCAACAACACCUGCAUCAUACUUUUUCACGGCACGAUGAACGUGAUAGAGAAGAAAGGAUUGGAAGAUAUGGAAGGACUGUUGGCGCUCCAAAGGUACUUAAGUGGAUCUCUGAACAUCCGGACUGUGAUUAUGGAUUUUAGCAUGUUCAAGGAUCGAGUAGGAAAGACUUAUCAUCACAUCAAAAGGCCGUUGUUCGUGUUAUUGAACGACCUCGACGAGAUCAGGGAGCAAUUCAUUUCGGUUUCCAAAUGGAUCACGAUGUCUUAUCCGACGUGGUUGCUGUUCCUGAGGGACGGCACUAGAUUCGACGAAUUUUUGUCGAACGUCUACGUACCAUUUGACUGCAUUCUGAUGGUGACUCAGAGAGAUUCGAAGGGAACAGGUGAGAUUGUCCGGGACGUGUACCAAAUCAGCAAGGAGGAUAAUCUGAGAUCGAUGAAGUUUGGCGAGUGGAAUGCCAGAGAAGGAUUCCAGGGACCUCAGCUUGGAUUAUAUCAACGUAGAAACGAUCUAAAUGGACGCAACAUACGAGUGGUUUCCGUUCACGAUCCUCCAGUUUCGCGGAUCAUUCGCAAUAAAGCUGGUCAGCCUUCUAGGAUCGGCGGUUUCUUCGGUGAAGUGAUUCAACUGCUGCAAGAAGGAAUGAAUUGCACGUUUACCUAUAUGGAGGCUAGCUCAUGGGGUACCCGAUUACCAAACGGCACGUGGACAGGUUCGAUCAGAAUGUUGGUAGAAGACAAGGCAGAUCUCGCGGCAACUGAGCUGAUGAUGUCGUCCGACAGACUGGAGGCCAUUAAAUUUACCACUCCCGUCUACUCGACCAAAUGCCGCGCAUACAUCAGGAGACCGGACACAACAGCAGUGAAAUGGAACACGUACUUGGCACCAUUUGCAUUCAACGUUUGGAACGCAAUCGGUCUGACCGUCGUGGUAGUGGCGCUGACGAUCACCGGGAUCGAUGUUCUCUCGAGAAAAGUGAAUUGGUUUCCGGUUGAUCUCAGGCCCAAUUCCAGGUCCACCUUAUCCGAGAUUCUCUUCUACGUAUUUGGUGCGUUCUGCGGACAGGGCAUGGAACCGUCUCCUUUGGAUCCCACGCGACUGGUGCAUCUGAACGUUCACUUGACAGGCGUGGUGGUGCUUGCAGCUUAUUCGGCAGCGCUAAUCAGCUUCUUGGCCAUAAAGACGUUCGUGAUGCCAUUUACCACGAUGGAGGGUUUGCUGAAAGAUGGUACCUAUCGAUUUGCCGUGGUUGGUGAUUCGGCCGAUUACAGUUUCUUCCAGAACACCAGUGACACCAUGCUCACGGUCAUGUUCGAGGAGCUGUUGGCCAGGGAACUUGAUCUGCCGGUAAACUAUUUCGACGGCUUGAAUCGUGUUUGUCAGGAGAAGAAAUACGCUUUCAUGACGCUGGAUAAUAUGGCCACCGUGCUGCAAGGGAAAGUCGAGUGCGCGGUAGAACCUCUGGAUGCGAUAAUGCAGACUACGAUAGCCAUGGCAGUCCCGAGUCACAGUCCUUAUCGUGGCAUUAUCGACACCAACAUUCUUCUGCUACGGGAUAGCGGUAUCCUUCAGCGGCUGCUGAAGCUCGAAUGGUCUAGCCAAAUGCGUUGGGUGGUGAUUCAACGGACCAAGUAUAACAGAAGCGCAUUUAAGGGCGAGCUACUGGAAUGUCGAAACGAUUUAAAAGAAGAAGUCGAUCUUUCCCCCCCUGAAUUACUGUAUCAUGGAGAAUAUCACGAUGAACUGCCGAUGAUCGAGCGUGAAAGGGAGCGAAAAGCACCGCAAUUGUCGAGUAGUUUCUUAACGAGGCACAUCAACGCGGAGCAGAGGAGGCUGGUCGUCAUUUUUAUAAUACGUCUUGGAAUACACUGCCGAUAUCCGUCGCGCAUCGUGUAUCAAUCAGUGAAGCUGUUCGACGCCGUUAUGGACAAGCUUUCCGUGGAUACGAUGAUGAUCCAAUUGUACGCGUUGGCCAGUUUGUGGAUCGUGCUCAAGAGACAAGAGAAAUUUCAUAAGAUUCCGUCGGUAAGCGAAUGGGACUAUUCCUCGCAAACAUUUUUUUUAUUUUACGCUUUGGUUGUUUAUACGCAGGCUACGAAGAUGGUGUCCCUCGCCAAUGAUCUUUACAUAGGAAGAGAGGACUUGUUGGUCGAUUGCGAGAGGAAGAUUUUGAAAAUACUUAAUUUUAACAUCACGUUCGCCGAUACGUUUAGCCUUUUUACGCAUCAUUUCAUCAGCUGCGAGCAUUACAUCAACGUAUCCGAGGAAACUGGAGCCUUUCUAUACAAUUGCGGCUGCUACAUGAUCGACAUCACGCUUCUGGACGAGCGAUUUUGUAGAAUAUCCGCAAGAUUGAUCAGCAUAACAGUAUUAGAGUUGCUGCUCGGUAUCGGUUUGGACGUCGCAAGGGACAAUACUACACCCCGAUGGUUGUUCUGGAGAGGUUUACUCUCCGCCGUUCUUAGUUCGCCCCAGAGGUUAGAAGACAAGGCGAUCGAUUCACUUCGUGUUAUAAUAUUGCGGCGCGUGUUAGAUUCGCAAAUGCAGCAGGACAGUUUUAAUGUGGUAUACAAAAAAUAUUGUCGCAGCAGAUACGGUCGGAUAUCAAAACCUUUCCUGCAGCAGGUUACCAGGAUACCUGCCACAGAAACUAUUUUCGAUCCGUAGAAUUGAUUUUUAUUGGUAAGACUGAUCUUUAUUUAUUUUUAAUUGCCAUUUUGAUUAUUCUUUUUAAUCAUUUUGAUUAUAUUUCGAAUUUAAUUGUAUAUUUAUUUACUUUAUUUUACUCUUGUUAUUAUUUGUUAUAUGUGGUCCUCGCCUAUUGGCGUAGGAUUAACUUCCGGCUUUACAUUGUUCUCGAUUCUGAUGAUUUUGUGUCAUGAUUUCGUUUCAUAUUUGUAACUUUCUGGUACAAAGAGAAGAAAUGCAGAUUGUUGUUAAAACGAAUAAAAUCAAUUAUUUGCUAUGCUA
Messenger RNA from Bombus huntii, 4267 nucleotides. RefSeq lists its product as uncharacterized. The transcript has 15 exons. Gene Ontology annotation, molecular function: glutamate-gated receptor activity. The record is from RefSeq and is a predicted model, not a curated record. Gene Ontology annotation, cellular component: membrane. Bases 1142 to 3964 code for a protein of 940 amino acids. Lineage: Eukaryota; Metazoa; Arthropoda; Insecta; Hymenoptera; Apidae.